Messenger RNA from Ziziphus jujuba (common jujube), 560 nucleotides. Its product is annotated as protein BOLA2. Gene Ontology annotation, biological process: intracellular iron ion homeostasis. Gene Ontology annotation, cellular component: cytosol; nucleus. Bases 79 to 351 code for a protein of 90 amino acids. Lineage: Eukaryota; Viridiplantae; Streptophyta; Magnoliopsida; Rosales; Rhamnaceae. Gene Ontology annotation, molecular function: 2 iron, 2 sulfur cluster binding. The transcript has 3 exons. The record is from RefSeq and is a predicted model, not a curated record.
AAGCCACCAAAAUUGUGCCUGAGAAACUAAGAGUGAGAAGCAGUGGACUCAGAUAGAGAGAGAGAAAGAAAGAGGGAGAUGGGAGUGACGAAGGAACAAGUUGAAUCUUCACUGACCUCCAAAUUGAAUCCUUCUCAUCUCGAAGUAAUUGAUACAUCUGGAGGAUGUGGUGCGAGCUUUACUAUUGAGAUUGUAUCUGAACAAUUUGAAGGAAAGAGGUUGUUGGAGAGGCAUAGGCUGGUGAAUACUGCUUUGGAAGGAGUGAUGAAAGAAAUCCAUGCACUCUCAAUAAAGAAAGCUGUAACCCCAGAGCAAUGGAAACAACAACAGUCAUCUACAUCUGCUGUUUGAACAUGCUUACUUUUCAAAUAAUUCAAACACUUUAAAAUGGUAUAUUCUGUAGCAUUAUGAUAGUAUAUGUUGCUAAAUGUGUUCAAUCAGCUGAUGCGCACUAAUAUACUAUGGUUUUUACUGGUUUUCCAAAAUGUGCAUUUAAGUCGUCGUACUGUAACACAAAGGAAUUAUUCUACUUACAUUAAUAUUUAUUCGGUCAUUAUAUA